This is a messenger RNA of Drosophila montana, 793 nucleotides long. RefSeq names its product Troponin C at 47D (gene TpnC47D). The record is from RefSeq and is a predicted model, not a curated record. Gene Ontology annotation, molecular function: calcium ion binding. The transcript is spliced from 4 exons. Bases 128 to 595 code for a protein of 155 amino acids. Gene Ontology annotation, cellular component: myosin II complex. Lineage: Eukaryota; Metazoa; Arthropoda; Insecta; Diptera; Drosophilidae.
GUGUGAGUGUGUGUGUGCUUAGUGCUUGGAGCACAUGAAGAAAUAAGGAACUAAUUCAUUUUGGGCUCACAGUCGUUAGCGGUGAUCUUUUGUGUGAAGAACCAAGGCAGAGCACAAAAACUCAAAAAUGGAAAACAUCGAUGAGGAUCUGACACCCGAGCAAAUUGCGGUGCUGCAAAAGGCUUUCAACAGCUUUGAUCACCAAAAGACUGGCAGCAUACCCACAGAAAUGGUCGCCGAUAUACUUCGUCUGAUGGGUCAGCCCUUCGACAAGAAGAUCCUGGAGGAGCUGAUCGACGAGGUCGACGAGGACAAAUCUGGUCGUCUGGAGUUCGAGGAGUUUGUGCAGCUGGCCGCCAAGUUCAUUGUGGAGGAGGAUGACGAGGCCAUGCAGAAGGAGCUGCGCGAGGCGUUCCGUCUCUACGAUAAGCAGGGCAAUGGCUACAUUCCGACCUCCUGCCUGCGCGAGAUCCUGCGCGAACUGGACGACCAGCUGACCAACGAGGAGCUGGACAUCAUGAUCGAGGAAAUCGAUUCCGAUGGCUCCGGCACCGUCGACUUCGAUGAAUUCAUGGAAAUGAUGACGGGCGAAUAAGCACACAGAUUUCAAGCCAAACAACAAAUAAACAUUUUUUAUCCAAAAAGCACAAGGGUUUAAAUAAAAUACACACACACACACAUCUCUCAAUAUGUAAAACUAUUUGUGCGGAUUGACUGACUGACUGAUUGAUUGAUUGAUGAUCAACGCAUAGAUCAAGACGUAAGAGCUGAAAAAUAUAAUUUUCUUACUGUG